Strongylocentrotus purpuratus (purple sea urchin) is the source of this 2606-nucleotide messenger RNA. Its product is annotated as nuclear pore complex protein Nup50-like. The transcript is spliced from 8 exons. Lineage: Eukaryota; Metazoa; Echinodermata; Echinoidea; Camarodonta; Strongylocentrotidae. Bases 44 to 1714 code for a protein of 556 amino acids. The record is from RefSeq and is a predicted model, not a curated record. Gene Ontology annotation, cellular component: nuclear pore. Gene Ontology annotation, biological process: protein import into nucleus.
UUUCAUGGCAGUUUUCAAAAUGGCGCGCUACAGGAACGAAUGAAUGAAAUCAACAUCCGAUUACGACGCACGUGAGAAUAACGCUACUCUACAAAAAAAAAGGACGGACAGGUCUAGAGUCGACUUACUUACAGGGAAUACAGCACAUCUAUCAACACCAAGUACACCCACGAGGGCAACAGCAAAGAUGUCAAAGCGAAGAGCAGGAAUGGAGCUUACCCACGACAAUUGGGACCAAGAGGAGGAGGAGGCAGAGGAAGCUGGUACUUUUAGCGUUGCUGACAAGGAUACCUUAUCCAGACGACCGAUGAUCAAAGCUAAGAGGAGAGUCACAGAAAAACAACAGGACGAGAGUGAGCCCGCAGCACAGACGCCGUUCGCUGCAUUUAAAGGAUUCUCCGGGUUUGGAAGCGCCACACAACAGACUUCAACCGCCUCAUUCGGCUUCAAACCGGUUUCAACCGCUUCCCCCACUGCACCCGUAACACAGAGCACAGUCUCGUUCGGUUCCGCAGCGUCAUCCAACACGGUCAAACUUCAAGCUAAGACAACCUUCAGCUUCAAACCAAGCGCAGAGUCGCAACCAUCGACAAACAUGUUCACAUUAGGCAAAACAGAUACGGACCCCAAGACCUCGUCAAACGGGAGUUCUUUAUUCUCUAAAUCGGAAAAUGGCGGCAAGGGGACGGAUGUGUACGCCGAUGAAAUUAGGGCGUUGAAUCGGUCUGUGAGUGCAUGGAUUCAGAAACAUGUAGAGGGCAAUCCCGUUUGUGACUUGACGCCUAUUUUCGAGGAUUAUAAGAAGCAUCUGGGAGAAAUCGAAGAGAAGCAAGCAAAGGGGAAAGAAGGAGGAGGGGGAGGGGAGCAGAGUAAAACAAAACCACAGCUUGCCACAGUCAGCCCUCUAUUGACAGAGCAAGGGAAGUCUUCCAGCACAACAGCAGUUUCAUUCACAGGAUUCAAGUUCGCUGGAGGUCCAGCAGCUGCAGCAGAAAGCGAGAAGGCGCCGUCAGCUCCGAAAGUCAGUUUCGGCUUUGGGGCUGCAUCCUCCGAUAACAAGGGCUUCAGCUUUGGGGCCACAACCUCCGAUAACAAGAACUUAGGCUUUGGGGGCGCUUCUUCCGAUAACAAGAGCUUAGGCUUUGGGUCGUCAUCGUCGUCCUCUUCAACGUCGGGAUCGAUGGCAGGCAAGUUCUCUUUCGGAGACUUGACCAAAGCUGCCCCUUCCAGCCAAGUCAAGAAGGAGGAAGAGGAGGAAUCAGAUGAACCUCCAAAGGUCGAAGUGAAAGUGAUUGAGGAGAAGGACUCCCUCUAUUCCACAAGAUGUAAAAUAUUUUACAAGAAAGAAUCAGAGUUCAAGGAGAGAGGUGUAGGAAUGCUGCACAUCAAGGAUACGGGAGGGUCCGCCCAGCUUCUCAUCAGAGCGGAUACCACACUUGGAAAUGUCAUCUUGAAUGUCGGCGUUACGUCCGGCAUGCUGCCCCACUUCACCAAGCAAGGCAAGAACAAGAACAACGUCAUGAUGCUCUCCCCCCUAAACCCACCGGCCGAUAAAAAGUGCCCCAAGUGCAAAAAGAACUAUCUAAACCCCCAGGAAAGCACGGCCUGUGAGGAGGGCUGCAACCCCGACGCCACCCCUCUCCUGCUCCGCGUCAAGACUGAGGCGGACGCCGAUAAGCUGAUUGAACAGAUCAAGAAGAUCUGCGAAGAUUAGCUGGUCAUUUGGAUUUAGGAGAUAUGCGAGGAUUAACUGAUGGAGGAAAUUAGGAAGAGAUUAGUGGGUUCUGCAAGGUUUAAAUGAUUUCAAAGAUUUUGAAUGUAGAUUUCAAUAAUAACUUCUUUAAUGAAGCCCCUUUUGAUAAGAUACCAAGCGCAUGGAAAGAAAAUGCUUACAAACAAAGCAAAAGAAAAUGUUCAUACAAAGCUUACAUUGAUAACAAACAAAGAGGAAUAUUAAGAGAAAUUAGAAAAGAUGUGUUUGCAGACACCUCUUGAAAGCUGCAAGAUCAUUCAGGUGAAAUAGACAUGUUAAGAUUAAUCAAUUUGAGAGAUAAAUAGGAUGCACAAUGAUCAACUGAUUUGAAAGAUUAAAGAUAAUUAAUGAGUUUAAGGAGAUCUGCUAGGAUUAAUUGGCUGGAAUGCUCCCCAGGGAGUGGAAAAUGUGCAUACAUUGUGUGCGGGUAAGCCUGAAUCCGAUGACCGGGGUAAUAAGAUAUCUGUAAAGCGCUUAGGCACAUCGUUGGAUCGAUGUAUUGAGCGCUAUAUAAACACAGAAUAUUAUUAUUAUUAUUAUUAAUUGAAUGGAGAGAUGAAGAGUCGCAUGUAUGAGGAUAAACUGGUAACCUUGAAAAUAGCAUCUUGUAUGGUGACUUUAUAAAGUAAUAUUUUGCAGGGAUAAAUAAUUCAAGAUUUUGAAGAUUUUUGAAGUUUCAUUCAUCAUUUUGAGAUACUUGGAUAAAGAAUUAAUUAAAUAGAUGCACUUAUUUAAUAAUUUUACUGAUUAUCAACAUCAGCAGAAUAUUUUAUAUUAUACGGUGUUGCAAGAGAAAUACUGAUUUUGUGAAACACCAAAUAUAAGAAACUGCUAGAGAAUGUCGUUUCAUGAG